GAGCUGAGCAGAGCUAGGGACUGCAUGGUGGCUCCAGGAACGGCUUCCUUAAUUCAAAGAUAACAAUGGUUGGAAAGGCCAGAUCUUCUAAUUUUACAUUAUCUGAAAAGCUCGAUUUGCUAAAACUCGUGAAGCCGUAUGUUAAAAUUCUCGAGGAACAUACCAAUAAGCAUUCUGUAAUAGUGGAAAAAAACAAAUGCUGGGAUAUUAUAGCUGAUAACUACAAUGCCAUCGGAGUAGAUCGCCCUCCUCGUACUGCACAGGGCCUGCGCACGCUGUACAAGAGGCUCAAAGAAUAUGCCAAACAGGAGCUAUUGCAGCAAAAGGAGACUCACUCAGAUUGUAAAAGCAGCUUUUCCGAGCCAACCAAGAAAGUUGUGGAGAUGAUUCCACAGAUUUCCAAUGUGUGUUUAAGAGACAGGAGCGGUGUUCAAAGUGCUAGUAUCGAUAAAGAAACAAUUGCUGGUACCAGUUCACCACAGGCAAUGUUGGAUCACCAUCCUGCGACAGUCAUGAUGGACUUGCAGUUGGAAGAGGAUGUCAAACCUCCUCCUUCUCUGAUUAUAGACUCACAGCAAAAUGAGAACUUAGAACAAGAGGAGGAACACCAGCUGGUGCAUGUUAUGGAAAGGUCUCCUUCAACAUCAGUGUCUUCAGUUGAUAUGAGGGUGAUGAUGUCUCCUUCCCCGGUACCAAGAAGAGAUGAGUUUUUUAGGCUUGAGGUUGGAGAACGCUUUAGACCAAUGUGUGGUUAUGACCCACAGAUGUUACAAAUGCUGAAAGAGGAGCAUCAAAUAAUAUUAGAAAACCAAAGAAAAAUUGGUCUUUAUGUACAAGAAAAAAGGGAUGGUUUGAAAAGAAAGCAGCAACUGGAAGAAGAACUCUUGCGAACAAAAAUCAAAGUAGAGAAGCUGAAGGCAAUACGACUACGCCGUGAUCUGCCAGAAUACAGCAGUAUCUAAAUAUUUUAUUACUUCUGUCACAUUCUUUGAGAUACUUAAUAAUAAAUGCAAAAUUGUUUCUUUUGUUAAUAUGGAUGGAUCAAAAUCUGGGCUUAAGACAUGACAGCACAUGUUGUUUAAGUACCUUAGAAAAAUACUUUGUUAUGGGUUUGAAUGCACCAACUCUUCUGGUCUAAAGUAUAAUCAAAUCCAUGUUUAAGUGUUUAGAUUAAUAAAAAUGCAAACUUUAAAAAUAUUUCCAUUUAUCUCUAGAGUUGUGAUGAGUUAAUGGAAAUUUAACUCAGCUCUUGUUAUAAAUUUUGGUCAUAUGCAUUAUUUUUUCAAAUAAUCACCUUUAAUAUCUUAAUGAAGUUGCAGGUAAAUAAAUGCAUAAAAGGAGAAAUAAGAGGCUAUGUUUAAAUGUUUUAUUCUUUUCAAGUUGGUCAAUCUUAUGACAGUAGUGACAUUUUUCUGAUAUGUCAGCUUGGAAAACAAAAUUACUGGAUUGUUAUAUUUUUUUAAUGUUCAGUAGACAGUUGAAUAAAUGUACAUCUUUUUAAAAGUUAAUACUUUUUAAUUGUUUGCAGUGAAGAAGUGUUUCCAUAGGAUGUUAUCAAAAUAAGAGACAAUGAAUGCAACACUUGGUUUUUAAAACUGCAUGCAUGUGUAAUUUAUGUGUACAGUUAUCACAAUUGUGUAUUCAGUUAUAGUAAUUAUACUGGUGAUCAACCACAUAAAUAUCUUUGCUAAUUUGCAUGCAUAAUUACUACAGUGCAUGUGCAACCAAGACAGUUGCAGGUGCCUUUGAUCAAUAUCACUAUGACUAUAAGCUACUGAAAUAAAAUAGUUUCUGUGUGUAA
Messenger RNA from Parus major (Great Tit), 1801 nucleotides. It is a transcript of the gene FSBP, whose product is annotated as fibrinogen silencer binding protein. NCBI's taxonomy places the organism in Eukaryota, Metazoa, Chordata, Aves, Passeriformes, Paridae. Bases 66 to 962 code for a protein of 298 amino acids. The record is from RefSeq and is a predicted model, not a curated record. The transcript is spliced from 2 exons.